AUGUAUCGUGCAUUGUUAAAACUUCAUAUUCAUCUUAAAAAUCGAGUACUUAAUUUAUCUUAUGCAUAUGGAUUUUUCGUUGCUGAUCAUUCACUUUAUAUAAUAUUAGUUUGUUUUGGUAUAUUUCUUCUUAGUUUAUUUCAAAUAACGACAAAUGUUCCACCACCUGGUAGUACAUUAGAAAUAUUUGCUGAAUCAUCAAAAACAUUUCGUCCUGUACGUGCAAGAUUAGAAUUAAAUACAAGUGAUCAAUUACAUGAUAAACAACCAGAUAAACCAUUAUGGUAUUCUGGUUAUCCACUUGCGUAUGUUCAACAUAUUGUUAUUCGAUGUUCAUCAUUAACAUCUCGUUCUUCCUGUUUUUUACGUGCACGUGAUAUUCAUGAUCGUCUUUCAGCUGAUUCACAAUAUGAUACAAAUUGUUUACGAGUUAGUGAACCAAUAAAUGCUCAACAAUAUAUGUCAUAUUUACCAUCAUUUGGUUGUCUUUUUCUUUCACCAUUAAAUCUUUGGUCAAAUGAUAUAUCAAAUUUAAAACAAAAUGAACAUAAUUUUCUUGAAUUACUUCCAUCGUUAUCAAAACGUUAUACAGAUAUUAUAUUUGGUAUUCCACAAGAAUAUUUUUCAUCAAAAAAAUCUUUAACAUAUGCAAUAACACUCAUAUUAAAUAAUGCAUCGAAUGAAUAUAGACAAGAUUUAAAAAAACGAUUAUUUGCAUUAGAUGAACAACAACAACAACAAAAUGAUAUUAUACAUAUUUAUUUUUCAAGAAAAUCUUUACUUUAUUAUUUACCACUUUUACUUAUUUAUAUUGUUGUAUUUCUUUACAUUUAUUAUUCAGUUAGUCAAUUCGAAUGUGUCAAAUCUAAAUGGGGUCUUGCAUUCGCAGCUCUUGUACAAAUAGUUGUUUCUUUACUUAUAUCAUUAGCAUUAUCAUCAUUAUUUCAUAUGACACCACGUCUUGAUGGUGGUGAAGUAUUUCCAUAUUUAGUUAUAUUUAUUGGAUUAGAAAAUUUAGUUGUUUUAACUCGUGCAGUAACAUCAACUCAAGCACAAAAACAAUAUGAUGAUAUACGUGAACGUGUUGCACAUGCACUUCGUGCUGAAUCAUGGACAAUAACAAAACAUUUAGUUUAUGAAUUAAUUAUUGUUAUGUUUGGUUUUAUAACAUAUGUUCCAACAGUACGUGAAUUUUGUCAAUUAGCAUUAAUUGGAAUAUUAAUUGAUUUUUUAAUGCAAAUUAAUUUUUGGUUAGCAGUUUUAAGUAUUGAUAUACGACGGUUUACAGUUGGUGUUAGAAAAAAGAAGAAUAGAAAUUUAGAAGAAGAAAAAAAAGAAAUUAAAGUUUCAUUACCAAUUAAAAUGCCAUAUUUAAUUAACAGACGACAACAACAACAACAAUCUCAAUGGGCUCGAUAUAGAGUUUUACAACGAGGAAGUAUGUUUCUUGUUCUUGUUUGGGUUAUUUUAAUAUUUUAUAAAUCAUGUUUAAUUGUUGAUUUAUUACAUAAAAAUGUACAAAUCAAUCGAGAACAAAUUAAAGAUUUUGUACCAGAAAAAAUGCUUAAAGAACAUUAUGGUUCAUCUUCACAUAAUAUUGUAGAAGAUCAAAUGAUUAAUAAUAUAUCUGUUCCAAAUUAUGAAUGGCAAUCACUUUUAUCUUAUGAUCAUUGGCCAACAUUAUUUUCAUUUUAUAAUAUUUCAUAUGAUAAUCGAUAUUUAACUAUUAUGCCAUCGAUCUAUUUACCAAUUCUUUCUUCUGAAGAUCAAAAAUUAGAUAUAACAACAACAACAAAAGCUUCGUAUUUUCAGUCAUCAACACGAUCUUUACUUGAUGCAACAAUAACAAGUACAAGUAAUGCAUUGACUGAUCAUCGAUUUUCUACGGCACUUUGGGAACUUAUUUUUAUUGUUUUAUUUGGUUUAACAUUAUUUAGUAUUGUUUAUUAUUGUUUUCUUUCAUCAACAUUUUCAUUCAAUUCGAAUCAAAAUCGAUCAUUAUCAUCUUAUAUAAAAAGUGAUCAUUCAAUUGUUCCAACAAUUUUAACACCUUUAUCAACAUCAUUAUUAAUUGAAUCAAUAUGUGUACAUGAAAAUGGUACAAUUGUUAGUGUUGCUUAUUCUGAUGGUUCAAUAUGUAUGUGGAAUCCUCAAACAGGUGGAAUUAUUUUACAACAACAAAGAUUAUCUUCAGAAAAAAUUCUCAAUCAUGUUUGGUGUUCAUUAAUGAUUGAUGAACAACGAUGUUUAUUUGGUUGUUCCGAUGGUCAAAUAGAGAUCUAUCCAAAUAAUUUACAAAGAAAAAAUUUAUUAUUAUAUCAUAAUGAAUUUGGUGGAAUAACACAUCUUAUACGAGCAUCAUCAACAUUAAUUAUAAGUACAACACGUCGUGGUUAUUUAAUUGCAUUUGAAUAUAUUAAUGGUAUAAUAAAAGAAAAUUAUAUUAAACGAUUACAUCAAUGGCCAAUACGUGUUUGUCAAAUUGAUUUAAAUUCAUCAUUAAUAUUUACAGGUAGUGAUGAUCAUUCUAUUAAAGUAACAAAUGUAUCAAAUGGUUCAUGUAUACAUACUUUACAUAAACAUCAAUCACCUGUUAAUUGUCUUGCAAUUGAUCCAUAUCAUCCAACAACAUUAGUCAGUGGUUGUUUCAAUGGAACAUUAUGUAUAUGGAAUGGUGAUGAUCUUAUUCAAACAAAUAUGAAUGCUCAUCCAUUAUCAAUAAUAAUUGAUAUAAAUUUUUGUGGUCAUUCGUCAAAUAUAGUCAGUUUAGGUACAGAUAAACGUUUAUGUAUAUGGGCAUAUAAUAGUCUUCAACUUCUUUAUGAAUUAAAUGAUGUAACAUCAAAUUGUUUAACAAUACAUCGUACAAAUUAUUUAUUCUAUACUCAAUUAAAUUCUCUUUUUAUAUAUGAUACACUUAAUCAAACCAAAUUAUCAACAAGACAAUUUUUAAUUCCAUUUCUUAAUGAUAUAAAUAAAGAUGAAAAUGAAAUGAAUAUUGAAAAACUUUUAUAUUCAUCACAAACUGAAACAUUAAUAUUACAAAAUUCGGAUAUUAUUUAUGCAAUGCACUUACCACAACGACUUUUUCUUGUCCGGUGA
Adineta steineri is the source of this 3102-nucleotide messenger RNA. The record is from the annotation of a GenBank genome assembly. Lineage: Eukaryota; Metazoa; Rotifera; Eurotatoria; Adinetida; Adinetidae.